AUGUCACGCUUCUACUCCACUUCGCAUCACAUUCAAUCCACAUCCACAUCUACUACGAUGACGGCUUCUAGUGCAACUGGUGCUCCAGAUGUUAACGGUGGCCAUUGUGCAUCUCCGUAUCUACGUCGUAUUCGAAUUCCAAAGUUGAAUACAUUUCGCCAUCAUUUAGAAGAGGAUGAAGAUGACGAUGAAUGGUUUGAAAUGCAGAUGGCAAAGAAUGAAUUGAUCCGAUUACGAAUGAAUGAACUGAAGAACAAUCGACUGAAAGAUCGUACAAACAACAACAAUGGGGAAUCGAAGAAUGUGAAAACGUCGAAAAGUUUCAGUUUGAGUUCAACAGCAAACCAUGGAAAGACAAAACAAAACAAAGAACGAUCAGAUGAUGUGGAACCUCGUAACGGCAACAGCAGAUGCCUCCGUUCAUCGAAAGAAGAGAACAAGAAAAGUGGAGAGGAUAUGAUUGAGACGCACGCAUCAAUGCAAAGAUGUCUCUGGUUCCAUCCAAAGCAUCUUUUCAAUAUGUCUCCACAGCCGGAGCCAACUUUGAAGGCGAAAACGAUUUCCGAUAGAUUCUGA
Caenorhabditis briggsae is the source of this 576-nucleotide messenger RNA. Bases 1 to 576 code for a protein of 191 amino acids. The record is from RefSeq and is a predicted model, not a curated record. The transcript has 4 exons. NCBI's taxonomy places the organism in Eukaryota, Metazoa, Nematoda, Chromadorea, Rhabditida, Rhabditidae.